AUGGAGAAUUCAAGUUCCGAAACACUUCAUGUUGAAGAUUUACAAACGGAGAUAAUGUCAUGGCUGCCUCUGAAAAGCUUGUUGAGAUUCGUCAUCGUCUCAAAGAAAUGGGCAUCUAUUAUCCGUGGAGAACAAUUCAAAGCUCUUUACUUGCGUCGAUCGAUGACAAGGCCUCGGCUGAUGUUCAUGGUCCGACGAAUUGCAACCCUACCACCCGAACCUGAGAUGGUGUGGUUUCAGUCUUUUUGUAAAGAGGAAAGAUGUAUUCCCGGCCAACUCGAAGUUGAGUUCUUGUUUCACUCUGUUUAUCAAGAAAAGAUACCGUAUUUUUCAUCUGGUCAACAGCAGUUGCGUGUUCCUCCUAAUACAAACUAUACGUCUGUUUCUCAACCCAUCGGAGGUUUGAUCUGUCUUCAGUCAGAAACUAAGUUUGCGCUUUGCAAUCCGGGUACGAAAAAGUCUCGGGCUUUACCUGAUAUCCAAGCACAUGAAAAAGCUUUUAUAACAAGUUUUUUAGGAUACGAUGAAGCUACGAACGUAUUCAAGGUGUUAUGUUUGACGAUGGUAUGGGCCCAUGAACCAUCAAAACGAGUUUAUGAGUAUCAAGUCUUGACGGUGGAAUCCGGUGUAGAGUCUUGUUCUUGGAGAGGGAUCACAUGUAAGGAGAAGGAUCACACACCAGAAACUCAAGGACUAUGUAAAGGAGGGGUUUUGUACUAUGGAGCUCGGUCCACUAGUGACCAUCGACCUCUGGUAAUGAGCUUUAAUGUGAGGUCUCAAGAGUUUACCGCCAUUGAACUUCCUGAUCAACUACAUAUUAGUUAUUUUUGGAAUUUUGUGAUUUACAAUGGGGAUAUUGCCUUAGUGAACGAAUCUGACUUUGACCCUAGAGUUGUGAAUGAACCGAAUGGGAAUAAAGUUUUUCACAUAUGGGUUAGGGAUGCAACUGCACAAGAAUGGCAGAGAACCCGCAUCGAGAUUCCUCGUUGGGAACAAAAUGUUGGACAUGUGGACUAUGUUUUCAGAGGUACCACUGGAACAAAAGAACUUGUUUUCGCCCAAGACUCUCGCCAUUGCGAAGAUGAUUUCUUUGUGUUGUAUUACGAUACAUUCACAAAAGAUCUCAGAAGAUUUCAGAUUGGAGUGACUGGCCCUAAAAUUUCUGUUCGAACCUGCUUGGAUCAUGUUGAUAGCCUUUGGCUUAUGUGA
Molecule: messenger RNA, 1209 nt
Organism: Arabidopsis thaliana (thale cress)
Lineage: Eukaryota; Viridiplantae; Streptophyta; Magnoliopsida; Brassicales; Brassicaceae
Product: F-box and associated interaction domains-containing protein
Exons: 1
Coding region: 1-1209 (402 amino acids)
Source: RefSeq, marked reviewed